Messenger RNA from Brassicogethes aeneus, 1157 nucleotides. The record is from the annotation of a GenBank genome assembly. Lineage: Eukaryota; Metazoa; Arthropoda; Insecta; Coleoptera; Nitidulidae.
GAGCAGACGUGAGCAUUUCCCCACUUACAAACUUCGACAACUAUAAAUACCGUCACCCUAAAUGACGGCAUCAAACGACGUUCGACCGUUUGAAUCGAAAAUCGAAUUUUUCCUCGUUUUUGUGUGAUAAUAACAGUGAUAUUGAACAAUGUGCGUCGGUAAGGUGGCCGCUGAAGUUAAAAUGCCCUUAGCAAGGACUAAAAGUGUUGCAUCGGUGCAUACGAAUCCGCCUCGUAAAGAAAAAAUACAGUACAGCGAAGACAUACUGGCUGUAUCCACCCAUUACACCAAAGAAAUUCUCUAUGGGAUCGACAGCUUUAAGAAUAAGUUCCAGAAUUCAGUGUUUUACAAGAUUUUGACCCACACAACCCAACCAGCGCAUCUUAUAACGGCCCUUGCUGUUAUAUCGUUAGCGUUUUUAAUAUUGCCUGCUACACAUGAAGAUGCGCCGAAAUCGUCUCUGCUGACCUUGGUGUACUUGGGCUCGUUUAGCGCCCAUUUCGGCGCUCAAAUUUGGAUGACUUUCAUAUCCGGAUUGGCCUUAUACUUCUCAUUGCCAAGACACAUCUUCGGCAGCGUUCAAAAAGUGCUUUUUCCCAAGUACUUCCUCCUAAACGCCAUCCUAAGCCUUAUUACCUUGGUGGUGUUUUUAAGGCACAACAAAGACCUAAGGGUCCCGGAAAUAUUUGUGCAGACUAUCGGGAUGUCGAUUUGCUUCUUCACAGAGUUAAUCAUACGUCUGUACUUGACGCCGCCACUUUUGACUUUGAUCACCGAAAAAAAUCAAAUCGAAAAAAGUGCCGGAGUCGGUUUCGAGGUCGGGAAAGUCGACCCCGGAAAACUCAAGCACUGCCCGCACUAUCUGAAAAUCCACAAAAAGUUCAGAAAAGUCCACAUGUCCAUCGCCAUAGGAAACAUCGUCACAAUGGCUUGCACCAUGCUGCAUCUGUACUAUUUAUCGCAAAAACUAAGCAUCACUGCUAUGUAAUUUCUGCGAUUUAUUUAUAUUCAGGGACCAGCCCUGUUCAAAAGACUCGAAUUUUAAUUUAGGAAUAGAUAGAUAGAUUAUUUAUUUAUUUUUUACACGCAACAGUAUUAUAUUUUUAAUUUAUUAGGUAUGUGUUCCUGCUCAAUAAAUAAAAAGACAUUUAUUAACA